Stegastes partitus (bicolor damselfish) is the source of this 855-nucleotide messenger RNA. RefSeq names its product tetraspanin-8-like. Lineage: Eukaryota; Metazoa; Chordata; Actinopteri; Pomacentridae. The coding region runs from base 1 to 771 and encodes 256 amino acids. Gene Ontology annotation, cellular component: membrane. The transcript has 9 exons. The record is from RefSeq and is a predicted model, not a curated record.
AUGCAGCGGAGCGCAGUGAUCGUGGUGGCGGAUAAAACGAGCCUCAAAAGGCCGUUUAUCUUCGCAAACGCUGUGCAUAUGGGGCUGUGCUUCUUCAUGUUGACCAUGACAGUAGCGUGGCACAGAGACCUCAUCCAAACUGGCAAAAUGGUGUCCCAUGUGUCGGUGGUGAUAAUGUACAUCGUAGAGAUCGGCUGCCUGCUGCUCUCGGUGCUCGGCGUGUUUGGAGCCUGCCAAGGAAAGAGAUGGUGUUUGAUUCUGUACGCAGCUGGGAUGGCAGCAGCCAGUCAAACAAUAAUUGUUAGAACAGCACUAAGUUACCAAGAUGUUUAUGAGAAACGUGUGGUACGCGAGGAAACCAAGCUGCUGUCCAUGAUGCCGCUCACCACGACCAGCAAAGCCAACAGAACGCUGCUGAACAGUAUUCAAAAAGAGUUUGAAUGCUGCGGUCUUAUUGAAGGCUACAAAGACUGGGGUUCUUCAAUCCCUCCCUCUUGUAACUGUCAGUAUCCAGGAAAAUGUAUCCGACUACGGGGCAGCGCCACACUUGGGGCUCCGAAGAACCAGUAUGUUUAUCAAGAGCCCUGCCUACCGAUUUAUGUUUCCGAACUGAAGCUUGCAUUCUCAUUGGAGAUGGGUAUACAGUUUGGAAGUGGAGUGUUCUGGGUGGUUCUACUCAUCAUGAGUAUCAAGCUGAUGGGCCAGAUCAAGAGGAAACAGGAGUUCAUGGCUCUCCUCCAGUCCAACAGAUACGUCCCCGGUGCUUUCUAAGUCACCUCAUAUGUUUUAACAUCCACUUCAAGCAAGCCCUCGUUUGAAUUUGCACAUGAUGCUGUAUACCAUAACCUGGCUAAU